CCGCAGGAUGGCCCAUGAGCAGAUCUGCUACUCGGACAAGUACUUCGAUGAGCACCACGAGUACUGGCAUGUCAUGUUACCCAGAGAACUUUCCAAACAAGUACCCAAAACCCAUCUGAUGUCUGAGGAGGAGUGGAGGAGACUUGGGAGUCUAGGCUGGGUUCAUUACACGGUUCAUGAGCCAGAAGCACACCUUCUUUGCUUCAUACGACCUCUUCCAAAAGGUCAACAAAAAUGAAGUAUAUCUGGGGAUCAUCAAUUAAAUCUUUUUCAAAUUUAAUGUAUAUGUGUAUAUAAGGUAGUAUUCAGUGAAUACUUGGAAAAUGUACAGAUCGUUCAUCCAUAUCUGAGCUCUCUUGCUGUGAUGAA
Molecule: messenger RNA, 369 nt
Organism: Balaenoptera musculus (blue whale)
Lineage: Eukaryota; Metazoa; Chordata; Mammalia; Artiodactyla; Balaenopteridae
Product: cyclin-dependent kinases regulatory subunit 2-like
Exons: 3
Coding region: 8-238 (76 amino acids)
Biological process (GO): regulation of mitotic cell cycle
Cellular component (GO): SCF ubiquitin ligase complex; cyclin-dependent protein kinase holoenzyme complex
Molecular function (GO): ubiquitin binding; protein kinase binding; cyclin-dependent protein serine/threonine kinase activator activity
Source: RefSeq, a predicted model, not a curated record